GGCGCCGGCGGCCGCAGUGGGAGUGGGGAGCGGACGGAGCGGGAGCGGACGGUGCGGGACGGGAGCGGACGGUGCGGGACGGGAGAUGCUGCCCGGCAAGUAUCGGGCGAGGCUGCUCGGAAACCCGGUUGGUGCUAUUAAUACUUGCAGUCUUCAGUUAACUGUGCAGGCUUCAGCUGUCGGAGAUCGUUUAUCUCAGAAGCAGCAGCUUGAUUAUAGAGCAAAUAAGGAUCUCCUUCCUUCACAUAAACUUUUGAAUGUGGAUGGAGACAAGAAUUUCCAUGGAAAACCAGAAAUAACCUGUCAUGAUGAUCCACUCCGCCACUACUCAGAACUGUCAUUGAAGGAAACAGCUGGGGACAUGCCAUCACAAAGUCCCAGUUUACUAAAAUCUCGACAGGGCUCUCAAAGUGCUGUGCCUUUCCAUUCUCAUGGUCACGGAACCUUGCCGUACUUACCAGGUGACAAUGUCAUUUUCUCUGAGCUUCCUUCAACACCUGGAAUACCAGUUGUAUACCGCACACCCGAACAGCGGGCGGAAUAUGCAGACAGACUGAAUCUGGACAGGCGAAAUCUAACCGUCUGUCCAAUACUGGAGGGUGAGCAACAACUUCGCUUGUUGAAUUUCCAGCACAACCUCAUCACGCAGAUACAGCACGUUUCCAACCUGCGCCGCCUUAUCUUCUUGGACUUGUACAACAAUCAGAUUGAGGAAAUCUCGGGUCUUUCUUCUCUGAGGUCACUCCGUGUGCUUAUGCUGGGCAAGAACAGGAUCAAGAAUAUCUCCAAUCUGGAGAAUCUGACUGAUCUCGAUGUACUGGAUCUUCAUGCAAACCAGAUUUCGAGGAUAGAGAACAUUAACCAUCUGACUGAACUCCGAGUGCUAAAUCUUGCAGGGAACCUCAUUGUUCAUGCUGAAAAUAUGAAUGGUCUUGACUCACUAACAGAACUCAAUCUCCGACGUAAUCACAUAGAAUCUGUGAGAGAUGCAGACUCUUUACCUUGUCUCCAAAGAUUUUUCCUCAGCUUUAACAACAUAUCCAGAUUUGAGAACAUUGCUUGCCUGGCAGACUCUGUAUCACUCUCGGAGGUCACCCUGGAUGGCAAUCCCAUAGCUCAGGAGUCAUGGUACAAGCAAACACUUCUCCGACACAUGGUGCAGCUCCGACAGUUGGACAUGAAGAAAAUAACAGAAGAGGAGAGGAGAAUGGCAUCGGUCAUGGCCAGGAAAGAGGACGACAAGAAACGUGAAAUCCACAAGCAGGCAAUCUUGAAGGAGAAGCGACGCUUGGCUAUUAGUAACGCUGCCAGACAGUGGGAGAUGCAGCAAACGUUCACAACAGACAAGGAGGCACAGCAAGCAUACUCUCUCUGCACAGUCAGUAACAACAGUAUUCACAAGCCCUGCCACCUCACCCAGUCUGAGCAGGAACUGUGGCCCCGAGAAUCAAGCCUGCAGAGUCCUAAAAGCAGCAGUAGGAAGGAAAGAGCAGAGAGCAACAAGCAAGAACUGCAGUCACUUUCACCUCAUCUCUUUUGUCUCUGGUGUGUCAUGUCAGGACUGUCCAUUGCAGAGUCUCACCUGGCGGAGCUGGAGAGAGAUACACUGCACUUGUACGGGCUAGGUGCCCUGGAAUCCCUGGAGCGCAGCUGGGGGGUGCAAUCCGCAGCUGCCGUCACCACCGUCUCCUUUUCAUGUUAA
This is a messenger RNA of Leucoraja erinaceus (little skate), 1702 nucleotides long. Its product is annotated as leucine-rich repeat-containing protein 49. Lineage: Eukaryota; Metazoa; Chordata; Chondrichthyes; Rajiformes; Rajidae. Gene Ontology annotation, molecular function: protein binding. Bases 86 to 1702 code for a protein of 538 amino acids. The record is from RefSeq and is a predicted model, not a curated record. The transcript has 14 exons.